AAUUCCAAAGGGUUCACAAACUUUCUUGCAACUGUAUAUGUAAUAAUAUAUGAUCCUUCAUUCAUGUGCUGAUAUGUAUGAAGCAUGAAGCUCUUUUACGUGGUUUUAGACAUCACUGUUCUGUGCUUUUCUGUUUCUAGUGAGAUUCUAUCAGGACUGAAAAAGCCUCGAUAUUUAAUUUUAACAUGCAGUAUUUUUUUCUCGUUCACAAAUGACAGGAAAGAUAAAUGUCUCAUCAUGCCUUUAUUUUUAGGAAGUUUGUUCAAAACCAGGUGCAUCAAUUGUGGGAAUGUAGCAGAGAAUCACAGCAGUCCAAUAUGCCCUGCCUUGGAAGGGAAAGGUGCUCCAGACCCAGAUACAACAGAUGCUAAGAUACCAGUUGAAGACUUACCAAGGUGUGUGGAGCACGGCUGUAACGGACUCCUUCGCCCGCAUGUGGUGUGGUUCGGAGAAACCCUGGAUUCCGACAUCUUAACGCAGGUCGAAAAAGAACUAGAAAUCUGUGACCUUUGUUUGGUGGUUGGCACCUCGUCGAUCGUCUACCCUGCGGCCAUGUUUGCCCCCCAGGUUGCUGCUAGGGGGGUCCCCGUGGCCGAGUUCAACACCGCAACCACCCCCGCCACCACCCAGUUCACGUUCCACUUCCAGGGUCCCUGUGGAGCCACUCUGCCCCCUGCCCUGGCUCGCCACGAGACUGAAGCCAUCUGAGCUCUGCGGCACGGGAGACGAGAGCGAAGCACUUACUUGACAACUGGGAACCAACAACCGUUUGACGCAGUAUCCAUCGGAAAACGUCACAGUAGUAAUGCUUCCUAAUAGUUUUCAGAUAGAUGAGGUUCAGAUUCAUAUUCUGUCUAGUUUCUAAAUCAAGAAUCUGCUCUGCCUGCUGUAUCGCACCAGUUCAUGGCUGGAUUUGACUCCGGUAAGGAGUGGAAAGUGUGUAUCACUAGCUUCUAACAUGCGGGUUAUUGGAAAGGAAAGAGAAGCAUGCAGAAGACGGAGGGACAUGUUUAAAAUCACAUUAACCUAUAUUACAUGUUUGGCUUCUUUCUGAAAGGGUCAUCAGGUUUUUUUUUGUUUUUUUUUUGCCUCUGCGGUCUACAUCUGAGUUUCAUACUCCGAGGUUGUUGCAGCUGUGUUUUGUCUUCCUGAUGUAAAAAGUUGCAUUUUGAUUGUGUUUACAAUCCAUAAUAAAGUCUUAGGGCUGAUGGGGAGUGAG
Messenger RNA from Lepisosteus oculatus (spotted gar), 1219 nucleotides. The record is from RefSeq and is a predicted model, not a curated record. NCBI's taxonomy places the organism in Eukaryota, Metazoa, Chordata, Actinopteri, Semionotiformes, Lepisosteidae.